AUGUAGUCCUGUGAUCCCGUAGAGGGGUGGGCUGGAGGGUUGGAAGGGGGUGGAGAUCUGGCAGGGGCUGGAGAAGAAAGCAUGAAGAGAGGAAACAUCACAGGCCCCUGAGCAUUCGGGGCUGGGCAGCCGAACAGCACUUACCUAGAGCUACUGGGACACUGGACAUGAAGCUCUUGCCCUCCAAGAUGGACCUCAAGACUGCCCUAGAGGUCUUCGCUGUUUUCCAAUGGACCCUCAGCAUCGUGAUGAUUAUAACCACUGUGAUCCUUGUCAACCUCUACCUGGUGGUGUUCACACCAUACUGGCCUGUCACUGUGCUCAUUCUCACCUGGCUGGCUUUUGACUGGAAGACCCCUCAGCAAGGUGGUCGCCGGGUCAACUGUGUAAGGAAUUGGAAGCUGUGGAAACACUACAGUGAUUACUUCCCCCUCAAGCUUUUGAAGACUCAUGAUAUCUCCCCCAGCCAGAACUACAUCCUUGUCUGCCACCCUCAUGGGCUCAUGUCUCAUUCAUACUUUGGCCACUUUGCCACAGAGAGCUCAGGCUUCUCCAAGAUCUUUCCUGACAUCACACCUUACCUACUCACACUAGGAGCCUUUUUCUGGGUGCCUUUCUUCAGAGACUAUCUCAUGUGUUCAGGGUGCUGCUCUGUGAGCCAAUCCUCCAUGGACUUUCUGCUUACGCAUAAAGGCACAGGCAACAUGCUGGUUGUGGUGGUUGGUGGCCUGGCUGAGUGCAGAUACAGCCUGCCAGGCUCUACCACCCUGGUCUUGAAGAACCGGACUGGCUUUGUACGCACGGCCCUUCGGCAUGGGGUGGCACUAAUCCCUGCCUAUUCCUUUGGGGAGACAGACCUCUACAAUCAGUACAUUUUCCCUCCUGGGAGCUUGGGCAAUCGCUUCCAGAAGUUGUUCCAGCGUAUGGUACACAUCUACCCUUGUGCUUUUUAUGGGCGUGGCUUCACUGAGAACUCCUGGGGCCUUUUGCCCUAUGCUCGGCCUGUAACCACCAUUGUUGGGAAGCCUCUACCAGUGCCCAAGAUUGAAAACCCAAGCCAGGAGAUGGUGGCUAAAUACCACGCACUCUAUAUUGAUGCACUAUGUAAACUGUUCGACCAGCAUAAGACCAGAUUUGGCAUCUCAGAGACCCAGGAGCUGGUGAUAGCUUGACACACAUUCCCAGCAGGCUCUCAGCCCAGCUGGAAGGUGUGGAACCAGGGAAAGAGGAGGACGAAAGUCACCUAUGGGGUUCUUGCUCCUGAUUUGGCCAGUCCUCCAUGUGAGGAGGGGCUGUUCAUUUGGUUGUUUUCUGGACCCCUCUUCCUCCAUUUCACUCCUCCUUCCAGCUCUUCUCUGCCUUUUCCUUGGGGCUACAAGGGAGCUAGCCUCAAAAGGCAGGGAAGGCCCUAGGGGAGAGGUACCCUGAAGGCUUCCUCACAUAUGCCCACUCAGCAUCAGCACUGAGGAUGGACAGAAUAAAGAGCCCACCUUCUGA
Equus quagga is the source of this 1497-nucleotide messenger RNA. It is a transcript of the gene AWAT2, whose product is annotated as acyl-CoA wax alcohol acyltransferase 2. Lineage: Eukaryota; Metazoa; Chordata; Mammalia; Perissodactyla; Equidae. Gene Ontology annotation, cellular component: endoplasmic reticulum membrane. The record is from RefSeq and is a predicted model, not a curated record. Gene Ontology annotation, molecular function: retinol O-fatty-acyltransferase activity. The transcript has 7 exons. Gene Ontology annotation, biological process: lipid metabolic process. The coding region runs from base 168 to 1172 and encodes 334 amino acids.